Molecule: messenger RNA, 1846 nt
Organism: Amyelois transitella
Lineage: Eukaryota; Metazoa; Arthropoda; Insecta; Lepidoptera; Pyralidae
Gene: Fip1
Product: pre-mRNA 3'-end-processing factor FIP1
Exons: 9
Coding region: 88-1506 (472 amino acids)
Cellular component (GO): mRNA cleavage and polyadenylation specificity factor complex
Molecular function (GO): RNA binding
Source: RefSeq, a predicted model, not a curated record
GUUGAAAAUGAAGUAAAACAUUGAGCUAUGCUGCUGCGUGCUUGUUUCGUGUGUUUAUUUCUUUAAAUAAAUUUAAUAAGAACAUAAAUGGCAGACGCCGCUGUUGAAACUGCUCCCGGAGAUGAAAAUGACGAUAGUUGGUUGUAUGGUGACUCCACCACGGAGCAGGCCGAAGAAAACAAAGAACCAAAUGCAAAGGAUGCUUCAGAACAACCCGCUGAAACUGGAGAGGAUGACAAAGAGCAGGAGGACAAUGAAGCCAACAAUGAUGACUCGUUAAAUGACGAGCACUUUGCGGACGUGGGGCAAGACGCGCAAGAACAGAAUGGAGACGCCGACAGUCAAGACAAUGCGGAUUCAGAUUCUGAUGAUAGUGACGAUGUUAAAGUUACUAUCGGCGAGAUAAAAUCUGGUCCACAAGCAUAUGCCAGUCUUAAUAUCAAGAGAGGAGUGGGUAUAGUAGCAAGUGGGGCAGCUGAGAAGCCCCGUGCAGGCACAACUACUGGUGGGAAAGUAAAUCUGGAAGACCUGGAGGGCCCGGGAAGCAUCAACGGAGUCCCGGCGCUAGAGUUCAAUAUUGACACAAUAGAAGAUAAACCAUGGAACAAGCCUGGUGCUGACAUUUCAGAUUACUUCAACUACGGAUUCAACGAGGUGACGUGGAGCGCGUACUGCGAUCGCCAGCGGCGCAUGCGCGUCAACGAGACCGGGGUGGGGCUGCACGCGGGGCCGCCCGGCGCGCGCGCGCCGCCGCCCGACCUCCGCAGGCCGUCCGGUCCACCAAGAAACGAUGAUAUGCAGAUGCCACCUAUGGGUAACAAUUACCAAAACAGAGAAAAUACGAUACAGGUGAUGACGGCGGAGCGGCGCGAGUACGGCCGCCGCGAGCAGCCGGCCGACUACUUCCCGCCGCCGCCCGCCGACCACUACUACCCGCCGCACCACGCCUACGAGGAGCCCUGGGGUCACCCAGAACAAACGGGGUGGGCUCCGAGUGAGAUAAAAGAGCUGACCCCGGGUCCCAUGGGGCCGCCCAUGGGCAUGGCGCCGGCCUCCAUGGCCGCCCCCGCGCCGCUGAUGCCGCCCGCACACAUGAUGUCGGCGCCGCCCUAUGUCUCUCCGUACAGGCAUCUCCCGCCGCAUCUGCACGACAGGGAACGUGAUAGGGAGCGGGAAAGAGAUAGAGAGCGAGACCGCGACAGGGAACGAGACAGCAGGAUGAGGGAGCGAGACGACCGCGAACGCAGAGACAGGAGGGAUGAGGAGGAGAGGGACCGAGACAGGGAUCGGGAGCGAGAACGGUCGCGAUCCAUCAAACCGGAGCGAAUACGUGAAAAAUCGUACCGCCGAGAGCGUUCCCGGUCAAGGUCUCGCCGCCACAAGUCUAGAUCGCGCUCGCCGCGCCCGCGAGACCGCUCCCGGGACCGCGAGCGAUCGCGCGAUCGUGACCGCGAACGCAGCGUCAAGCCGUCCAAGAAAGACAAGGAGAAGGAUGAUGAGAAAUAAUUUUUUUGAGAGAUUAUGUUAAGACCGGAAAUAAAUGUUUGGGAAAUGUUCUUUCAAAAAUAUUUUUUUUAAAUUUCUUAAGGCAAAGGCUUUUUCAAAUUAUUAGUUGCCUGCAACUUUGUUCGCCGACAAUUACAAUACACAAAAGCUGAUCCCCAGUGUUGCUCCCUAAGGGAUGGGAGCAAAGUGAUGACGUCACUGUCACACGACUAGACGACUGUCACGACUGGACGAAAUAAUAGCGCCACUAAUAUUUCCUUUUUUAACUUUCAUAGAGAUGUACCCCUAUCGCAUAUUAAUAAUAUUAUAAGUAAAAAACACAAUUGAGUAAAUUUUUAAA